CAAACCAGUGAGAUACACUGGGAAUACCCCAGCAUGGGCACUGACUCACCCACCAAGCCCAAAGAUGUCCUUAGCACAUUGGUACCCCUGGCUGAUCAUCUUAUAUCGAAGCUAAUCCAGCAGCUUCCGUCCCUCAUCCCCAACAGUGACAUGAGAUCUCCUAUGUCUGAUAUCAUCCACAACUUGGAAAUUGACUGCUCUGAUCCUGAUGUGCAGGCAGUCUGUUCUAAGUUCAUCCUCAGAACAGGCUACCUGAUGAAAGUUCUCAGUACACAGCAAGAAGCCAGUACAUCCAGAACUGACAGGGAUACAGACCAGUGGAAAACAGAGGACUACAUCAGUGACAACACAGACGUUCAGAGUAAACAGAAGGGGCAGGAAUCAAGUGAGAUUUAUUACCAGAGAACACCAAAAAAGGAUGAUAGAGAAGGCUCCUCAAGGUAAAUAUAGGUCUGGCAGUCUUUUAAUGAGGAUCUGAGAACUAGGGCAGAACUUAGAACUCAUCUCUCAACUCUAGGGGAGAACUUAGAACUCACUGGUUUAACAGUGAGGAAACUGUCAGAGGUGUGAAGUAUACUCAUUUCCCAUAGGGUUUUGACUGGCUCCAGCAAAAAUAGUUCCCUAGUCAAGGUGGAGGUAGCCAGGACUUUGCCAUCACCAGUCCCUCAAGCAAAGAGGGUGAAGAGUAAGAGGUUUUGGCUGUGCCUGCUCCUGCUGGUGGUGGGCAUCAGGUCCAGGCAGAGGCCUUCUUGGAGGCUUUGGGGACUGGGUCGGGAAGCCCCAGGAUGUUAGACUACAGGGCUGGUGAAAGAUGGAGUGUCUGAGUCCUUCCUGUAAAGGGGUGGGAAAACUUACCUUAUCAGUCCUCCAGGUUACCUUCUCAUCUCUACUCUCUCUUUUAUCCAAACCUCAUAGAGUAUUAGCUGGGAGAGACCUUAGACAAUAGUUUGUCUCUUCCUUUUAUAAUAAGGACAUGGAGAAGGA
Messenger RNA from Castor canadensis (American beaver), 984 nucleotides. NCBI's taxonomy places the organism in Eukaryota, Metazoa, Chordata, Mammalia, Rodentia, Castoridae. The record is from RefSeq and is a predicted model, not a curated record.